AUGGAUUCUACAGCACGGCUGACCAGCGUUUUGACUUUGCUGUUCUCUGGCUUGUGGCAAUUAGGAUUAACAGCGACCAACUACAACUGUGAUGACCCGUUAGCAUCUCUUCUCUCUCCAAUGGCUUUCUCCAGCUCCUCAGAUCUCACUGGUACUCCAAUCUCAGCUCAACUCAACUGGAGGGUUGGAACUGGUGGUUGGUCCCCAGCAGAUUCAAGUGCCCAACAGUGGCUCCAGAUGGACCUGGGGAACAGAGUGGAGAUAACAGCAGUGGCCACACAGGGAAGAUAUGGAAGCUCUGACUGGGUGACAAGUUACAGCCUGAUGUUCAGCGACACAGGGCGCAACUGGAAACAGUACAAGCAAGAAGACAGCAUCUGGACCUUUGCUGGAAACAUGAAUGCUGACAGUGUGGUGCACCAUAAGCUACUUCAUUCUGUGAGAGCCCGAUUUAUCCGCUUUGUGCCCUUGGAGUGGAAUCCCAGUGGGAAGAUUGGCAUGAGGGUGGAGGUCUAUGGAUGCUCCUACAAAUCAGAUGUUGCCGACUUUGAUGGUCGCAGCUCGCUGCUCUACAGGUUCAAUCAGAAGCUGAUGAGUACCCUCAAAGAUGUAAUAUCCUUGAAAUUCAAGAGCAUGCAAGGUGAUGGAGUCCUGUUCCAUGGGGAAGGACAACGGGGAGACCACAUAACCCUGGAGCUACAGAAUGGGAGACUUGCCCUGUACCUCAACUUGGAUGACAGCAAAGCCCGGCUGAGCAGCAGCCCACCCUUAGCCACUUUGGGCAGCCUGCUGGAUGACCAACACUGGCAUUCAGUCCUCAUUGAGCGAGUGGGAAAACAGGUGAACUUCACUGUGGACAAACACACAGAGCACUUCCGGACCAAGGGUGAAGCUGAUGCACUGGACAUUGACUAUGAGCUUAGUUUUGGAGGAAUUCCAGUACCAGGAAAACCUGGGACCUUUUUAAAGAAAAACUUCCAUGGAUGCAUAGAAAAUCUUUACUACAAUGGCAUCAACAUAAUUGACCUGGCUAAAAGACGAAAGCAUCAAAUCUAUACAGGCAAUGUCACUUUUUCCUGCUCUGAACCACAAAUUGUUCCCAUCACAUUUGUCAACUCCAGCAGCAGUUAUUUGCUGCUGCCCGGAACCCCCCAAAUUGAUGGGCUCUCAGUGAGUUUCCAGUUUCGAACAUGGAACAAGGAUGGUCUGCUUCUGUCCACAGAGCUGUCUGAAGGCUCGGGAACCCUGCUGCUGAGCCUGGAGGGUGGCAUCCUGAGACUGGCGAUUCAGAAAACGACACAACACGUAGCUGAAAUUCUCACAGGCAGCAGCUUGAAUGAUGGUUUAUGGCAUUCAGUUAGCAUCAACGCCAGAAGGAGCCGCAUUACUCUCACUCUGGAUAAUGAUUCAGCAUCCCCAGCUCAGGACACCGCCCGGGUGCAGAUUUAUUCUGGAAAUAGCUACUACUUUGGAGGGUGUCCCGACAAUCUCACCGAUUCCCAGUGUUUAAAUCCCAUUAAGGCUUUCCAAGGCUGCAUGAGGCUCAUCUUUAUUGAUAACCAGCCCAAGGAUCUCAUUUCAGUUCAGCAAGGUUCCCUGGGGAAUUUUAGUGAUUUACACAUUGAUCUGUGUAGCAUCAAAGACAGGUGUUUGCCAAACUACUGUGAACACGGAGGACGCUGCUCCCAGUCCUGGACCACCUUCUACUGCAACUGUUCUGACACUGGUUACACUGGUGGCACUUGCCAUGACUCCAUCUAUGAGCAAUCCUGUGAGGUAUACAGGCACCAAGGGAACACGGCUGGCUUCUUCUAUGUAGACCCUGAUGGUACUGGGCCCCUUGGACCUCUCCAAGUGUACUGCAAUAUCACUGAGGACAAGAUCUGGAUGUCAGUGCAGCACAACAACACAGAGUUGACUCGUGUGCAGGGCUCCAGCCCUGAGAAGCCCUAUACCAUGACUUUGGACUAUGGUGGAAGCAUGGAGCAGCUUGAGGCCCUGAUUGAUGGCUCUGAGCACUGUGAACAGGAGGUUGCCUACCAUUGCAGAAGAUCCCGCUUACUCAACACACCGGAUGGAACACCAUUUACCUGGUGGAUUGGAAGGGCCAAUGAAAGACACCCUUACUGGGGAGGUUCUCUUCCUGGGGUUCAGCAGUGUGAAUGUGGCCUGGAGGAGAACUGCCUGGACUUUGGACAUUUUUGCAAUUGUGAUGCAGACAAGGAUGAAUGGACAAGUGAUACUGGCUUUCUUUCAUUCAAAGACCACUUGCCUGUCACUCAGAUUGUCAUCACUGAUACCAACAGAUCAAAUUCAGAAGCUGCUUGGAGAAUUGGUCCCUUACGUUGCUAUGGUGACCGACACUUCUGGAAUGCUGUCUCAUUUUACACUGAAGCCUCUUAUCUCCACUUUCCUACCUUCCAUGCGGAGUUCAGUGCUGAUAUUUCCUUCUUUUUUAAAACCACUGCUUUAUCAGGAGUUUUUCUAGAAAACCUUGGCAUGAAAGACUUCAUCAGACUUGAAAUGAGCUCUCCUUCUGAGAUCAUGUUUGCCAUAGAUGUUGGGAAUGGUCCUGUAGAACUCAUCGUCCAGUCUCCUUCUCUUCUUAAUGACAACCAGUGGCACUACAUCCGAGCUGAGAGGAAUCUCAAGGAAACCUCACUGCAGGUGGACAGCCUUCCACGGAGCACCAGGCAGACUUCAGAGGACGGGCACUUCCGAUUGCAACUGAACAGCCAGUUGUUUGUAGGGGGAACAUCAUCAAGACAGAAAGGCUUUGUUGGGUGCAUUCGCUCCUUGCAUUUGAAUGGUCAGAAGCUGGACCUGGAGGAGAGAGCUAAAGUCACAUCUGGAGUCAGGCCAGGCUGCCCAGGGCACUGCAGCAGCUACGGCAGCAACUGCCACAAUGGGGGUAAAUGUGUGGAGAAACACAGUGGCUACUCCUGUGACUGUACCAACUCCCCCUAUGAAGGGCCCUUCUGUCAGAAAGAGGUUUCUGCAGUGUUUGAGGCCAGUGCAUCCAUUACUUACAUGUUUCAGGAGCCCUACCCUGUGACCAAGAACAUGAGCCUCUCAUCUUCGUCUAUUUACACAGAUGUGACUCCAUCCAAGGAGAUCAUUGCACUCAGCUUUGUGACUGCUCAGGCCCCUAGCCUCUUACUCUUUAUCAAUUCCUCUUCUCAGGACUUCCUGGCUCUUUAUAUCUGCAAAAAUGGAAGUUUACAGGUUCGCUAUCAGCUAGGCAAAGAAGAAUCCUAUGUAUUCACCAUCGAUGCGGAGAACUUUGCCAACAGAAGAAUGCAUCAUGUGAAGAUCAGCCGGGAGGGUAGAGAGCUUACUAUUCAGAUGGACCAGCAAUUUCGACUCAGUUACAACUUCUCCCCUGAAGCUGAAUUCAGGCCAGUAAGGUCACUUACCCUGGGUAAAAUCACAGAGAAUGUUGGACUGGAUUCUGAAAUUGCUAAAGCGAAUACCCUGGGUUUUGUUGGAUGCCUUUCUUCAGUUCAAUACAAUCACAUAGCACCAUUAAAGGCAGCCCUGCGGCAUACCACCAUAGCACCCGUGACUGUGCAGGGGACCUUGACAGAAUCCAGCUGUGGUGCCAUGGUGGACUCAGAUGUGAACGCAGUGACCACUGUGCACUCCUCCUCAGAUCCCUUUGGGAAGACAGAUGAGCGGGAACCACUCACCAAUGCAGUUCGAAGUGACUCAGCAGUCAUUGGAGGUGUCAUUGCUGUGGUGAUAUUCAUCACCUUCUGCAUCAUAGGCAUCAUGACACGCUUCCUUUACCAACAGAAGCAGACACAUCGCACCAACCAGAUGAAGGAGAAGGAAUACCCAGAUAAUUUGGACAGUUCCUUUAGAAAUGAUAUUGACUUGCAAAACACAGUGAGCGAGUGUAAACGAGAAUAUUUCAUAUGA
Messenger RNA from Dipodomys ordii (Ord's kangaroo rat), 3921 nucleotides. RefSeq names its product contactin associated protein-like 5 (gene Cntnap5). The transcript has 24 exons. Bases 1 to 3921 code for a protein of 1306 amino acids. The record is from RefSeq and is a predicted model, not a curated record. Lineage: Eukaryota; Metazoa; Chordata; Mammalia; Rodentia; Heteromyidae.